This is a messenger RNA of Tachysurus vachellii, 2025 nucleotides long. RefSeq names its product galectin-3-binding protein A-like. The record is from RefSeq and is a predicted model, not a curated record. Gene Ontology annotation, cellular component: membrane. The coding region runs from base 135 to 1859 and encodes 574 amino acids. NCBI's taxonomy places the organism in Eukaryota, Metazoa, Chordata, Actinopteri, Siluriformes, Bagridae. Gene Ontology annotation, molecular function: protein binding. The transcript is spliced from 6 exons.
UCUUUUUUAGACUUUCUGUGAAACGAAACACAACUGAACACUGAGCUCUAACUGAACACCAGUGGUUCUAUAUAAAGAGAUCUUGUUGCAUAGGUUUCAUUAUUUCUUCUUAUUUCUCUACAGAUUCUCCUAAAAUGGUGUCAUUUAGAAUUAGCUUUGUCAUCUGGUCUCUGCUGUCUCUUCAUGUCUCCACACAGAGCUGGAAUCUAUUUGACAAGACAAAGGGACCACCCCAGGAUGGUGGACUGCGGUUGGUGGGGGGCAACCAGCCUAAUGAAGGUCGUGUGGAGGUGUACCACAAUGGCAAAUGGGGGACAGUCUGUGAUGAUAAUUGGACCCUGACUGAAGCCCAAGUAGUGUGCCAGCAGCUUGGUUUUCCUAGAGCUGUCUCAGCUAGUUCAGGAGGAACAUACGGAGAAGGUUCUGGUCCUAUUUGGCUUGAUGAUCUGAGCUGCAAGGGAUCAGAGAGCUUUUUGUCCAGCUGUAAGUUUAAAGGCUGGGGUGUUACUGAUUGUUCUCACAAAGAGGAUGCAGGGGUGGUCUGUGAAAGUGCAAAAUAUACGGACAACAAACAUAAGUUCCAACUGGACCACAGCCUGGGCCUGUCUGAAGAUCUUGGGACACUUUUUGAUAGUGGGGACAACUGUGAUUUCAGCAUUGUGGUUCGUGACCCAAGUGAUGACCAAGCUGAACAGAACACAGUUUGUGUCCAUAGGCUGAUAUUAUCUCUCUACCCUCAGUUUAAUAUCUCUGAUAGCAUGAAAGACCUCACAGUUGAAAUUGACCAAAACUGCCAUCCCCAUAUAUCUAGAUUCUUGAGGUAUCUUUACACACGCAAGAUUGACAUCACCCUCUCUUCAGCCCAGUGCCUACACCAGCUUUCUUAUAUUUAUCAGUUGCAACAGCUUUUGGAGGAGAUAGGCAAAAUCUUUACUUUGCUCUUUAUUCAGGACAGUAGUUUCCGUACCCAAGUGUCCCUGUACGAGUAUGGUGUUCGUACAAAGGACAUGCUACUUCAGGAAAAUGUUCUUCAGUAUCUCUCCUGGAACUUUGAAUUCUUUGCUGACUCUCCAGCAUGGAAAACUGUCUCCAUACACUUGAUGAAGGAACUUCUGUCUCGUUCAGAUAUCGUGGUGAAAGAUGAGUUUUAUGUGCUUCAGGUCUUGGAAGAUUUAGUCAAAGAGAAAGGAGAGACAGUUAGCUUAGAAGACAAGGUCAGCCUACUAAGUUCCAUUCGCUUCCCCAUGAUUCCAGUUGAAAAUCUUUAUGAUAUUCAGUUCAGCUCUGGCAUGUACCAAAGCAAUGAAGCAUUUUACAGCAGUGCUUUGCUGAAAGGCUUCCAAUUUAAUACACUGCCUUUCUCAAAGAUCAAAGACCAUUUUAAGAACUUUGAGGAAUAUCUUCCCAGGAUUUACACUGCUGAGCCAUGGAGCACUGUCAUCAAUUACACUUCAAACAGUCAAGCUAAUUACUAUCCCUCUCAUUAUUAUUCCUAUGGUAAUUUUCCCUCUAUCUCAUUUGCGACUCCUGCCCAUAACAGUGUGACUUACAAAGAACAAAAAAUCAGUUGGCUAGCACAGAUUUUUAAAAAUAGUUGGGAAUGCUCUAAUCAAGGUUUCAUUUGUGACUCUUUGCCUUUAGCCAGACUCUAUAGCCAACAUGGCCUAAGUAAUUAUAAGGACACAAUUCGCUUCAACAACAAGCUGAUUCUCUCAUGCAAGUCUGAAAACAUUGUGUUCAAUGUCCAAGAUUUUAAAAAUGACAAAGCUGUAGUUCCCACCAACAGCAGUAUGGGUCUGUCCCAUCCCUGCCCUGAUGACUAUAGCUUUAAAGUUGUUGUGAGUCCAGAGUACAUCUGAUUACCUUCUCCUGCACACUAGUGGAUCUCUGUUUGCAAUUUUGUUCUAAUUUUUCUAUCAAAUUAUAGGCAUGCCAAUGAUAGUGAUUUCUUUCAGUUUUUCAGUUCUCCACUGUCACUGUGAAAAAAAAAACAUGUUUAAAAUUAAAGAUUGUUGAGUUGAUUGA